Cladocopium goreaui is the source of this 3135-nucleotide messenger RNA. Lineage: Eukaryota; Dinophyceae; Suessiales; Symbiodiniaceae. The record is from the annotation of a GenBank genome assembly.
AUGGAGAAAACCUUGGAACACGUGGAGGAGGCAGAUAUUGCCCGGAAGCUCAGCGGUGAUGGCGCAAAAGAGACCAUGAAGAUGAAAAUCUUCGAGAGGGUCUAUGCGCACAUGGGAAACGAGAUCCCUCCGAACCAGCUGAAGAAUGCGAUUGUGGUCAAAACAGCCAAGUUUCAUCCGGUCACGGUGAUUCUGCUCCAGAUCCUGACCUGUGGUCUCUUCGGCUUCUUCCGCCCAAAGGAUGAUGAGACUGUCCUGGUGCUCACGGAAAAUGGGAGAGUUUAUCUGCUCAAGGUGGAACGGCCGAACGCCAUGGGCAUCGACCUCCAUGCCGCCUUCUUGACCUUCUUGCGGCUGAUGUUGCUGUUUGUGGCUUUGCUCACAGGUCCGGCAUUUGUCGUGAUGAUCUUUGGAGACAGUGUGAUGGGGGACACCGGCUUUGACCCCAACGGCAAAAACAUCCUGCAGCAGGAGAUCGAUCUGGACGUGAAGGUCUAUCGGAAAGCCAUGCGCAGCACCACCAUCUUGGUGAGCGCUCUGUCUGUGCUGAUUGCGGCGGUGGGCUGCUGGCUCUACACGAACUGGCCAGUGGACUACGCCACCCGUUCAAGACAGAGCUUCAAGGCUGAAACUGUGUCCUCCAUCCAGUACAGUAUCAGCGGAAGCAGCGUGGCGCGAAUUCUGAAGAUGCGCCUGUACUUCGGGAAAUAUCCCGGACAGGCAGCAUUGGACUCGCUGGGGCUCUCUGUGGGAUGCUCCGCAGGCCCUGUUCCUCCUGCUGACCUUUGUGGUACCGGUGCUGCGGCACACGGCAGCGGUGGAAACCAAUCCAAGACGCAGAAGAACCAAGAGGCGCAAUCCACCACCUUCUCUCCUACGUUCGUUUGGGCCCUGACCAUCGUCCUCUUCGUGGUCACGGGCCUCGAUGCCGCGUGCACCUGGUGGGAUCGUGUCGUGGCGAUUUCGCACAUUGCGACUGUGCGCGAGUUCUGUGUGGAAGCACCCACGGAUCCUGUCAAGGGGAAAGACUACUGCACAGUGUCAAGCUGUACUGCCUGGGCCAACGAGAUCAAGUACAGCCCCAAGUUUUGCACCGCGGUGCAGUUCUACCAGACCACCGGCACCAACGAAACGCAAGUGGCGGAUGCUGAAAUCAAUGGCAUCUGCAUGCAGUACGGCCACACUGAAGGCAGUUGCUGUGGAGGCUGUUUGAUGUCUGUGAAGGAUCUCUUUGGCGAUGGCUGGUACGAUGUUUUCACCACGAUCAUCGAGGUCAUCGGCGAUAUUGGUACGCUGCUCUUCUCUUUCGUGGCAGCAAAGUAUGCCAUGAACAUGUCGAUGUCCAGCGAACACUUGGAGAUUCAGUGCCAACGGGCUCCCACCUGUUGUGGCCUCUUAAGCGUGGAGCCCUUGAACGAGUUCAGCAAUGUUGAACCCUUGGCCUUAGAUUUCCUGGCCAAGAUGUUCGUUGAGGCAUGGGAAGGUCAAGAGGAUCAGCAAGUGGUGACGGACCCCAGCCCGGACCUCACUGGACCUGAGAAGGUGUGCCCCGCUGAUCGAGGGGUUCGUGCCUAUGAGAAAGAUGAGAGCACCGCCAGUUGGGAGGCAUUCCUUAAGGAGGACUCCAUCGUCAAGAUGGACUUGGAGAACUUCCUCUUGACGGUGAAGGUGCCCACCAAGGCCUUGGGCCUCCAUGACCAGGAACAGGUGGUGGCUGCUUGGUCCGAGAUGGAGCGAAUGAGGUUCAGUGACCUUGGCCCCUCAGUGCUCUACGGCCUAAUCGUCAUGGUACUGGUGAUGGUCUUGGCGCCCACGCAGAAAGUGGAAGUGGGUGGUCACGUCAUGGUGGGAGGCACUAAGGUCAUUGAAGGCAUUUUGGCAGGACUCUUCUUUGCCGUGUUCCAUGUGAUCUGGAGCUUCUUCGUGGACUUCCGGAACUUCAUGCACGCGGUAGUGGUCACGGACAUGCGCCUCUUCUACGUGCGUCAGAAGUACCGACUUCCGGGCUUUUCCGUGUUGGGAUCGGACCUGAGGGUGGACGCCUUUCGCCAUGAUCGAAAUCUCUUCUACGGCCGCUGCACCACCACCAAGCUGCCGUUCUACAUGCGGCUGAUGGGUUACAAGUACAUGCCGGGCCAGGUUUACAUGCAGAGCAAGAUGGGCGUGCUGAAGCUGUCUCGAGAAAAUGGGAAUGCCAUGGACGUCUUCCACGUGGUCUCCCAGCUGGCGCGCAAGAGUUCCAAAGACACCAUCACUGAGGAACGCAUGCUGAAGGCAGGUUGCAGCGAGGGGGUGUUGCGGGAGUGCGAAAAUGCGGUCCAGAAAGGUCUCUUUCUUAAGCAACCGGGUGUAUGGGACAUCAGACUGCAAGAGAUGGAUGUGGUAACACGAUCCCCAGACAUCUACCUCUGCGACAAGGAAGAGAAGAUGUUGUACCACUGGAGCCCCUUCAACUCGGUGACCGACGUGGUGGUCACCAGCGACAGGGUCUUCCUUUGGCAAAGGCCCUUGUACAAGAAAUUCGACUGCAAGACGUGUAUGUGCUGGGGCGCGUGUUGGUGCGGAUGGCUGACGAAGUGCACAACUGACGCCAGUUCCCUUCCCAACACCAUGUCCUUCCUCUGCUAUUCCGCCAUGCUGAGCUUCUCUUCCGAAUCCCAGGUGGACCCGCCUCUGUGGACAAACCCAGUGCAUCCACCGGUUCUUUGUCCGUGCAUCGACGAGUGUUGUGCAUGCACCACUCGCUGCAUGGUUUGCGACGAGAAGUGUGGAACCGUGGAGUGGGACAAGUGCGGCUGCAUACCGAAGCGGCCAAAUCCCAGAAGUCAGUUGUACUUGCUGUGGCGUUCUCGCUUCAAUGGGCAGCAGCCGGACCUGACCACGGUCUUGCGACCCUACAUGGAUCUCAACACCACCCGUAUGAAGGAUGACGAGGAAGAAGGUUUGUUGGGACGGGUUAUGGACCUGAUGCAAGACAACGGCCUCCUGUCCCGCGACACGCCGGAACAGGAAAGCAUGCUGGAUAGCAAUGAUUUCAAGGCCCCCGAGGAGAAACUCAAGGAGGUGGAGAUCCUGCGCAAACUGAUGGGAGCGGCCCACUCCGACUUCACGGCUGAUGAGAUGCACGCGCACUGA